AUGUGGAGAUCGUUACACCCAGAUGCGCAGGAAGCCUCCCCUCCUCCUGCCCCGUCGAGGCGACGUUGGUGUGAAGUGCCGGCAAGAACUUGGAUGAAGACGCACCAGACCGUUGCGCUGCAAACAGGAUAUGGGAUGGUUCGCAGCUUGCGAGCUGCGGAGCAAUACAGCAACAAGUUGAACGGCCUGGAUCCGAGCCAGGAGAGCCAGGAGACGAGCGAAGAAGAGGAGCCAUUUGCGGACGCCAUGGAAAUACCUGAAAUGCUGCCAAGCGAGCCCUACGCACUCGGUGUAUGGUUGCAGCGAAACGUGCUUCCGAAGCUUGAAACGGCCGUGGAAACCUUCAGCUCGUUCGGUCUGGUGCAGAGAGGUUUCUAUGCUGGCUGCAGAGUACGAAGCCGGGAUCUCAGGCCCCAUUUCAUGGAGAUGGUCUUCAAGGCUCUUUCCACUUUGUCCAUGCGCAAGGUUCCGAAAGGCCUAACAGCCGGUGCUGAAGAGGAGCCUUUGUUGAGCUUUGCAGAGAGGCUGAAAAACUUGGAAAACCGAUGGCCAUUUCCGGUGGAGCUGGGAACCUACAAGGCUAUUCGACAGCGGCGGGAGGCAGAGUCGCCCUUCUUCCGGAGACUGCAGUUGGAGCCACUGCUGCAGCUACACAAUGCUUGCUCAGAUGGUGAGGUCACCCCGCAGUUCCGCUCCAACUACAUCUAUGCAGGGGCGGUUCUGAGCCCGGACGCGGGGGACCGGACGGAGCGUGCCAAGCAGCUGCAGCCGAUGGUCGCAAGGCACAUGCUACGCCCUGCAGAGGUGCAGACCUCCAUCAAUCGGAUUUCGUCCACAAACAGUCUGGAACUCAAGGAGAUCCGAGGGUUUCGAGUCAUGGCUCCUCUCAGCGUCCUAGAGCAGCGCAAAAGGUCAGGUUGCGGGGAGCUCGAUGAGCAUUUGAUGGAACCACUCUCUCGUCGUUUGGAGGCCUUGUUGCUUGUCACUUUGUCCCUUGCAGGGGCACUUCUGGCAAUGUGGACUCAUGCGAGCGACUCAG
Molecule: messenger RNA, 1039 nt
Organism: Symbiodinium necroappetens
Lineage: Eukaryota; Dinophyceae; Suessiales; Symbiodiniaceae
Source: the annotation of a GenBank genome assembly